This is a messenger RNA of Dendrobium catenatum, 1301 nucleotides long. RefSeq names its product cysteine proteinase 2. The record is from RefSeq and is a predicted model, not a curated record. Gene Ontology annotation, molecular function: cysteine-type endopeptidase activity. The coding region runs from base 38 to 1108 and encodes 356 amino acids. NCBI's taxonomy places the organism in Eukaryota, Viridiplantae, Streptophyta, Magnoliopsida, Asparagales, Orchidaceae. The transcript is spliced from 8 exons. Gene Ontology annotation, biological process: immune response. Gene Ontology annotation, cellular component: lysosome.
CCCAUCACCGGAAACAAACGCACUGAUCCGACGCCAAAUGGCUCUCCAUCGCCUCCUGGUCGCCGUCCUCCUCCUCUCCGCCGUCAUCGCCGUCCUCGCCGACUUCGAGGAUGACAACGUGAUACGGUCCGUCGCUGACCAGUUCGGCUCGAUGGAGCAGACCAUCCUCCACGCUCUCGGGGACGGGCGCCAUGCCUACCGCUUUGCCCGCUUCGCCCACCGGUAUGGGAAGAGCUACCGAUCGCUGGAGGAGAUCAGGAGGAGGUUUGGGAUCUUCGUCGAGAAUUUGCAGCUGAUACGAUCCAACAAUCGGAAGGGUCUUCAGUACACACUCGGCAUCAACCAGUUCGCGGACUUGACCUGGGAGGAGUUCAGGGCGACCAAGCUUGGAGCGUCGCAGAACUGCUCGGCGACGCUCAAGGGGAAUCACAAAUUGACGGACGCUGCGCUUCCGGAGGCGAAGGACUGGAGGGAGGAGGGAAUAGUGAGCUCUGUAAAAGACCAAGGGCACUGUGGUUCUUGCUGGACUUUCAGUACCACUGGGGCAUUGGAGGCUGCAUAUACACAGUUGACUGGGAAGGAGAUAUCUCUAUCAGAACAGCAACUUGUAGAUUGCGCUUCUGCAUUCAAUAACUUUGGAUGCAAUGGAGGCUUACCUUCUCAAGCUUUUGAGUAUAUUAAGUACAAUGGAGGCCUUGACACGGAGGAGACAUAUCCUUACAAAGGUGCCAAUGGUUUCUGCAGCUUCAAGCCGGAGAAUGUCGGUGUCAAAGUUAUUGAUUUAGUUAACAUAACCCUGGGUGCCGAGGAUGAGUUAAAACAUGCAGUGGGAGUGGUUCGUCCAGUUAGUGUUGCAUUUGAAGUUGUGACCGGGUUCAGGUUCUACAAGAAAGGAGUUUACACCAGUGACACUUGUGGAAAGUCCCCACUGGAUGUAAACCAUGCAGUUCUUGCCGUUGGCUAUGGAGUUGAGGAUGAUAUUUCCUACUGGCUGAUCAAGAACUCAUGGGGUAGUGAUUGGGGUGAUAAUGGCUACUUCAAGAUGGAAUUUGGAAAGAAUAUGUGUGGUGUUGCAACUUGUGCUUCGUAUCCCAUUGUUGCUGUGUAGAAUCUCUGUAAAUUAUAGUGAUGAGUGAAGAGCUUAAAGUUGUUAUCUUUAGCAAUGUUGAAGGGGUGAUCGAAGGAAAAGUCAUAAUAAGUAGAAGAUGUGGAAAUGUGAUGGAUGUAUGAAGGUCGUAUGGUGAAUAUAAGAACUUACUAUUUUGGCUGUAAUGAUAUUGGGGCAAGCUCAUAAUUCUCUA